Pieris macdunnoughi is the source of this 1074-nucleotide messenger RNA. The record is from the annotation of a GenBank genome assembly. NCBI's taxonomy places the organism in Eukaryota, Metazoa, Arthropoda, Insecta, Lepidoptera, Pieridae.
AUGGAACAUCAAGAUACUCCUCAGAUCAUAACUCAUAUAGAACAUAAUCUUAAUCACUCAAUUUUUGACUGUAAGUGGAUUCCUUGUUCAGCCAAAUUUGUUGUAAUCGGAUGUCUGCCCAAUGGAAGCGGAACUAUAGAAAUAUUUGAAAUAACAUCCGGUGAAGUGAAUAAGAUCAAAGAUAUAGAGCGUCCUAAUUCAUACAAAUGUGGAACAUUUGGAGCUAGUAGUGACAUUGAGAGGAGACUUGCUACAGGCGAUUUUAAAGGAACUUUGGAAAUAUGGGACUUGGAAAAAACUUGCCAAGUUUAUAUAACUAAAGAGCAUUCAGAUAUUAUUAAUUCCAUUGAUGGUAUGGGUGGCAAUACUAUGAAUUGUGGUGCACCAGAAAUAGUCACUGGAAGUCGAGAUGGUACAGUAAAAGUCUGGGAUCCUCGCCAAAGGGGAAAACCAGUUGCAAACAUGCAGCCAAUGAAAGGAGAAACUAAGAGAGACUGUUGGGCUGUAGCUUUUGGUAACUCCUUCAAUGAUGCUGAAAGAAUUGUAGUAGCUGGCUAUGAUAAUGGUGAUCUUAAAAUGUUUGACCUCCGAACCAUGUCUUUAAGAUGGGAAUGCAACUUGAGGAAUGGGGUUUGUUAUGUGGAAUUUGAUAGAAAAGACAUACCUAUGAAUAAAUUAGUUGCAACUACACUAGAGGGCAAGUUUCAUGUGUUUGAUUUAAGAACUCAGAAUCCUACAAAAGGAUUUGCACAGGUACUUGAUAACUCAACAAAGAGUGGUACAGUGUGGGUAUCACGACAUUUGCCACAAAAUCGCGAUAUAUUUGUAACUUGUGCAGGAAAUGGACAAGCAUCUCUAUGGAAAUACGAGUACCCAGAGCAGCGUUUCCAUGUGGAUGGUGAAGGGGUGGCUGUAGGGGUUCCUGGCAAAUUAAAGCAACUCCAACGGAUGGUCAUCAGUUCUCAGCCAAUAAAUGCACUGGACUGGAAUAGGGAUCACCUAGGGUUAGCUGUUGCAACAGCUUAUGAUCAAUAUGUGAGGGUUUUAGUUACCACCAAAUUGAAUUUGCAUUAA